GCAAUGGCUCCCGAUGAGAGAAAGAGAUACGCACUGAUUACGGGCUGCACCCCCGGAGGCAUCGGACACUAUCUCGCCCUCGAAUUUGCAGCCAAAGGCUUCCACGUCCUCGCGACCGUCCGCGACCCCUCCAAAUACACCUCCCCCCACCCCUCCAUAACCUACCUCCCCCUGGAACUCAGCUCGGAACCCAGCAUCCUCGCCCUCAAAGAAACCGUCACAACCCUCACCUCGGGCCGCCUCGACAUCCUCUACAACAAUGCCGGGCGCAACUACACCAUCCCCGCCCUCGACUUCUCCACCGACGAACUCCACGACCUCUUCCAGGCAAACGUCUUCUCCGUCAUGCAAAUGUGCAAAGCCUUCACGCCCCUCUUAAUCGCUGCAAAAGGCACCAUCGUCCAGACGGGCAGUAUAGCGGCCAUCAUGCCGUAUGCGUGGGGGGCAUGCUACUGCGCGUCCAAAGCCGCGCUGCACGCCUACUCGAAUACGCUGCGAGUCGAACUCGCGCCGCUCGGCGUGCGCGUCAUCACCGUCAUCACGGGCGGCGUGAAAUCGAACAUUGCGCGCGUUCAUCGCGAGUUACCCCCGGAUUCGUACAUGCUUCCCUUGAAGGACGAGUACGAGUCGCGGUUGACGCAUUCGCAACAGUUGGGCAUGGAUACGGAGCAGUAUGCGCGGAGCUGCGUGCGGCAGGUUCUGGCGGGGGAUGAGUGGGGCGGGCUGGUGAGGAGGAGGUGGAUCUGGGAGGGCAAGAUGAGUUGGGUGGUGAGGUUUGUGACGGCGUGGUUGCCGGCCGGGGUGUUGGAUUGGUAUUUCACGCGGAGGUUCGGUUUGGGGAGGUUGAGGGGGACGGUGGGGAGGAAGGAGGAUUGAUUGAUCUUGAGGGUCGUUUUGGAGCGAUGCCAGUCAGUUUUGAGCGGUCUUUGCUUUGAAGGGUUGGGGAUAUCCUGGAGCAACCUGCUAAGGACGAUGUGUACUGUGUAGGCCCUCCCGGGUCUUCUUCUUGGUGGGAUUUUAUUCACCCCGCUCCAAUCUCUCAAUCUCCGCCUUGGUCCUCUGAAUCUCCGCCUGCAGAACCUUGGCUCGCCGGGCCGCAUCCCUCAUUCCCUUUUCUCCCGCCUUGUCAUACAACUCCAGCGUCUGCCUCGCCAGCGCCUCCCUAUCCUUUAACGCAUUCCUCUCCUGUCUUUGGACGGCUCUA
Westerdykella ornata is the source of this 1204-nucleotide messenger RNA. Its product is annotated as NAD(P)-binding protein. NCBI's taxonomy places the organism in Eukaryota, Fungi, Ascomycota, Dothideomycetes, Pleosporales, Sporormiaceae. Gene Ontology annotation, cellular component: lipid droplet; endoplasmic reticulum. The record is from RefSeq and is a predicted model, not a curated record. The coding region runs from base 4 to 876 and encodes 290 amino acids. The transcript has 3 exons. Gene Ontology annotation, biological process: triglyceride catabolic process; phosphatidic acid biosynthetic process. Gene Ontology annotation, molecular function: triacylglycerol lipase activity; acylglycerone-phosphate reductase (NADP+) activity.